Molecule: messenger RNA, 1186 nt
Organism: Fragaria vesca subsp. vesca
Lineage: Eukaryota; Viridiplantae; Streptophyta; Magnoliopsida; Rosales; Rosaceae
Exons: 6
Coding region: 177-1178 (333 amino acids)
Molecular function (GO): DNA binding; DNA-binding transcription factor activity
Source: RefSeq, a predicted model, not a curated record
CACUUUGAGUUAUGGUAAUCUGAAUUGUAUUUUACUAAUAGGUAUAGCUUUACGAGUCGUACCGUUUUGUUUUUGUUUGUCAAUGCAGCAGUGAAGCAUCCACAUCCUGCAUCAUUUGUGUUAAUAUCUAUUACGCAUAACGUUUUCUUUGUUUUCUGUUAAUAGAUAAAUGACAAAUGUAUCAACCAAAUGGUGCUUCUAUUUCAGGCUUAGUCCAGAAUAAUUUGUUAGUCCAUGCUCAAUAUUUAGAUUGUCGCCCCAAUACAAUGGACAAUAUCAAUGGAGCCAACAGCCCCAGCAACUCUAAUCUUACCUCAAAGCAGCGACUGCGUUGGACACAUGAGCUUCAUGAACGCUUUGUUGAUGCCGUUGCACAACUCGGUGGGCCAGAUCGUGCAACACCCAAAGGUGUUUUGAGAGUGAUGGGUGUACAAGGUUUAACCAUAUACCAUGUAAAGAGCCAUUUACAGAAAUAUCGACUUGCAAAGUAUCUACCCGACUCCUCAGCUGAUGGGGGAAAAGCUGACAAAAAAGAACCAGGGGACAUGCUUUCCAACGUGGAUAGUUCCUCUGGAAUGCAAAUUACGGAAGCAUUAAAGCUGCAAAUGGAGGUGCAGAAGCGACUGCAUGAACAAUUAGAGGUACAGAGACAGCUACAAUUACGGAUAGAAGCACAAGGUAAAUACUUGAAGAAAAUUAUUGAAGAGCAACAACGACUUAGUGGGGUUCUUUCGGAAGGACCUGGCCCUGGGAACACCCUUGCUUCAGGUGACAAUUGCCGAGAGUCUGACAAGGUCGACCCAGCAACACCUGCCCCUACCUCUGAGUGCCCCAUCCAAGACAAGGCUAUCAAGGAACGCGCACCAGCCAAGAGCCUUUCCAUCGAUGAAUCUUGCUCAUCUCGUCAUGAUGAACCGUCGACUCCAGAUUCUGGUUGUCAUGUUAUUUCUCCAGCUGAGAGCCCAGACGCAGAGAGGUCGUUGAAGAAGCAAAAAUUUAGCAUGGGUGAAGCGUUUUCUAAUCCAGAAGUGGUACUUACACAUCAAAUAUUGGAGUCCAGCUUAAACUCUUACCAGCAAGCACACACCCAUUUUGUGCCCAGGGAGCAGUCUAAUCCCACAUCUGAUUAUUCCAUCAGGAAUGUUGAUUUGGAACAGGUUGCUGGGAGUGAUAUGUAGUUGGAAAA